AGACCCUGGUAGGGUCGGUGAGGUCAGUGGAGUCCUCUGGUCCUGCAAAUCUCCCGUUUCCCCUUUUCGCACGUAUGCGGGCGGGACAGGUUGGGUCCCCAGAGCUAGUUAGAGCUCGGUCAACUUUGCGGAGAGUCUGUUAAUAGCAUAAAGGGUCAUGUUUAGACCUCUGAAAGAACUUCCUUAAGAAUUUGGACCCACAGGCAACUACUGCCACUUUUUGCUCCUGUCCGAGUCUCUUACCCCUAACAUAGGGACGCACCCGGAGCCGGGAUGAUCUGGUCUGGCCUUCUCCGUGGCCUCAACGCGUCCCUAAGUCGUGGACUGGCCCUGGUUCCCAGGCUCUGGGCCCCCCGCUCCAUGGCUACCCUGAACCAGAUGCAUCGCCUGGGGCCCCCCAAGCGGCCACCCCUGCGUCUUGGCCCCACGGAGGGCCGGCCGCAGCUGAAGGGCGUGGUGCUGCGCACAUUCAUCCGCAAGCCCAAGAAACCCAACUCAGCCAACCGCAAGUGCUGCCGCGUGCGGCUCAGCACCGGCCGUGAGGCUGUCUGCUUCAUCCCCGGCGAGGGCCACAGCCUGCAGGAGCACCACGUGGUCCUCGUGGAAGGUGGCCGCACCCAGGAUCUGCCUGGUGUCAAGCUCAAAGUUGUUCGGGGCAAGUACGACUGUGGACAUGUGCAGAAGAAGAAGUGACCGGUGGGUGCAGUGGCCCGGGCUCCCUACAGAAAAAGAACCUUGCUCUCCGGCUCCCGGCUCUUGCCUCUGACAGGUCCUCAGAAACUAGCUGUUCUUGCUGUCCAUGCAGCAAUCCUGAGCCCCGCCUCUUCCAUCAGGACCCCCACCAGCUCAUAUGGGUUCUGGGGGUGGAUCAGAAAAAGGUCCUCCCGUUAGUACUCUUGGGGUCAGAGGUCACUGCUGGCAUGAGGGGCUUCUUCUGCCAGGACAGGAUGCUGGGCUGCUGUUGGCUGGGAAGGGGUUGUAAUAAACACACAGAUCCUGAUGGUUGC
This is a messenger RNA of Chinchilla lanigera (long-tailed chinchilla), 1007 nucleotides long. RefSeq names its product mitochondrial ribosomal protein S12 (gene Mrps12). The coding region runs from base 274 to 693 and encodes 139 amino acids. Lineage: Eukaryota; Metazoa; Chordata; Mammalia; Rodentia; Chinchillidae. The transcript is spliced from 2 exons. The record is from RefSeq and is a predicted model, not a curated record. Gene Ontology annotation, biological process: translation. Gene Ontology annotation, cellular component: small ribosomal subunit; ribosome. Gene Ontology annotation, molecular function: structural constituent of ribosome.